AGCUACUUCACCUAAGGGAGCGCGGUAUCGAUGAUUACGGCCUACUCCGUCUGCGGCAUGCCGGUGUUGAUGUGGAACAAAUACGAGCCAUGAUCUUGGACAAGAGAAUAGCACGUGAGUGGCAGCUCGUGGCGGACAACAUCCUCACCGAGCACGAUUUGCAGUAUCUACACGGAACGGAGAGGGAGUUGAGGGGACUACUGGCACGACUGACCAAACGCGAGGCCGUCCGCCUCCUGGAGGCCUUGCAGACAUGGAGUGACUCGUCUGAGGACCAGAGUGAUCAACAGCCACCGCCGAAAGAGGAUGAAUUUGAGCCACAUGUCACGAGAAAGACGCCACGGGAACCUCCACCGUUCUGGGACGCGCCAUUCACACCAGGUCAACCGAUUAACAAACCGCCCACCAGUAGUACAGUCUCCCCCCUUCCUCCGUUGAAAGGUUCUAUUAUCCUCUCUAACGCAAACCACAGCUCCCCGAGGCCAAACGCUUCCCUGCAAAGGCCCCAAAAGCAAACCAACUUUCCGGAGCGCCCUGCGGCCUCCAGGAACGGCCACUUCACUGCGACGUACCGUCAUCACCAGCUCACCCGACUACCAUGCGCACUUCACAUUCAAUCCUGCGGAAAUACCCCACGGGUCCACCGCACAUACGGGACCUUCGAAGGCCCCCACAGGAAAGAUCCAAGAAACCCGCUUCGACGGCGACAUGAACACGAGUUUCUACGACGCAGGCGGGGACGACGCCGGAUCGUCGACCGAGGAAGACGAGCCUGUGCUUACGCCGACGGCAUCGACUGCGCGCGGGUUAUACAGCAACGGCGACGUCACUCCACUAGUGAUCCCACGGCGACGACAAAAGUCUCCCGAACGCACACCGGCCAAGCUCCAAGUCGCCGCCGCGGAGCGGUUCCGAGAAGCAUUUCCCGAGACCACGCCCACACGCCGCAGUCAUCUCGGGCUGCAUCUGCUCGAUGACCAGACGGUGAACUCGCACCGCACGCGAUACGCGCGGGCCCUCACGCUUCCGGAAGUCAGCACCCCCGCCGCCACCCCCGACGUUCCCCCCGUGAAACCGGUGUUUCCCAGGACUGCCACCAACAUGGAUUUUCACGCCGCGGCGGAAUAUACGGACGCGCUGGCGCAGAUGCGGAGGCGCCAGGCGCGAGCGGAUGAUCACGCCAGGAUAAAGUUGAAGAAAAAAAAGCUUGACCGGCUGUUGCAGAUCGCGGAGAAAUUGGAAAAGGACCU
Tricharina praecox is the source of this 1250-nucleotide messenger RNA. RefSeq lists its product as uncharacterized. The record is from RefSeq and is a predicted model, not a curated record. Bases 90 to 977 code for a protein of 295 amino acids. NCBI's taxonomy places the organism in Eukaryota, Fungi, Ascomycota, Pezizomycetes, Pezizales, Pyronemataceae. The transcript has a single exon.